Drosophila pseudoobscura is the source of this 779-nucleotide messenger RNA. RefSeq names its product hydroxysteroid dehydrogenase-like protein 2. The record is from RefSeq and is a predicted model, not a curated record. The transcript is spliced from 2 exons. Lineage: Eukaryota; Metazoa; Arthropoda; Insecta; Diptera; Drosophilidae. Bases 153 to 608 code for a protein of 151 amino acids.
GGAACGAAUUCGGCGGUAGUGACAGACCCAAUUAUAAAAAAUCAGGUAGGCGAUGCUUUUCGUGCAAAAUACGUAAAAUAUCACAAAAAAAUAGUAUUCACACGAAAACAGAUCUGCUUAUUGUUGUUAGAAAUCCAUCAGUACAAGAAAAGAUGGACAACACUCAUGAAGGUUGGCGAGUCAUGCUGGCGUGUGUGAGGGAGAAUCAACAAAAUACGGACAUUGAGAUCAAUCGCGAAGGGACUACAGUGCGCCAAGCCACUACCCUAUGGCGGGCCCGAAGAAAUUCGGAUCUGCGUUGCUUGCUCUCUCUUGGGAUGCGUACUCUCGCUGAACAGGAAGCACAGGGCCAAGAGCAACCACAGGCCCAGGAGGAACCACAAGGCCAAGAGCAACCACAGGGCCAAGAGCAACCACAGGCCCAGGAGGAACCACAAUGCCAAGAGCAACCACAGGGCCAGGAGGAACCACAAGGCCAAGAGCAACCACAGGGCCAGGAGGAACCACAGGGCCAGGAGGAACCACAGGGCCAGGAGGAACCACAGGGCCAGGAGGAACCACAAGGCCAAGAGCAACAACAGGGCCAGGAGGAACCACAGGGCCAAUAGGAAAAGGAACCUAGAUAAAAACUGCCAUCUUAUCCCUUAUUAAAGCAUUGCUCUUCUUUUUUAUGUAUUUCGAAUGCCAAGAAAAUCGAAUUUGUAUAGGACAUUUCGUUACACAUCUCCCUCAAUUUUACAAUUUAUAAAGAACAUUUUUUUAUAGAAAACCUAUGGAAA